Messenger RNA from Asparagus officinalis (garden asparagus), 3504 nucleotides. RefSeq names its product protein TPLATE. The record is from RefSeq and is a predicted model, not a curated record. Gene Ontology annotation, biological process: endocytosis. Bases 160 to 3363 code for a protein of 1067 amino acids. The transcript has 7 exons. NCBI's taxonomy places the organism in Eukaryota, Viridiplantae, Streptophyta, Magnoliopsida, Asparagales, Asparagaceae.
AUAGACGGUGUAAGUGCGUAGUGAAUGAACCUAUGAGGUUGUAAGUGCUACUUAGCCCCAUUCGUCUUCCUCUCUUUUGAACUAAUGCUGCAUCUUCAACUACCUCGAGCUCCAUUUGGAUGCCAGAUCUGCGCUAAAAUCCUCGAACCCUAGGAAUCCAUGGACAUCCUCAUCGCCCAAAUCCAAGCGGACCUCCGCUCGAACGACGCCCUCCGCCACCGCCUCGCCAAGCUCAUCGCCGACUCCAACAAGGAGAUCUCCAAGUGCUUCGACUCCCAAAGCGACAACCUCCGCUUCUCGAUCACCGAAACCCUAGGUUGCAUUCUCGCGCGAGAUGACCUCGUGCUUCUGUGUGAGAAUUCUGUCAGUCUGCUGGAUCGGGUUUCGAACUGGUGGGCAAGGAUUGGGAAUAACAUGCUGGAUAGAUCUGAUAUCGUGUCGAAGAUCGCGUUCGAGUCGAUCGGACGUCUGUUUCAGGAGUUUGAAUCGAAGAGGAUGAGUAGGUUGGCAGGGGAUAAGCUGAUCGAUAGUGAGAAUUCGCUUGCGAUUAGGUCAAAUUGGGUGGUGUCGGCGAUUGAUUUCGUUUGGAAGAAGAGGAAUGCUUUGAUGGCGAGAUCUUUGAUCCUGCCGGUUGAGAGCUUUAGGGUUACGGUUUUCCCGUUGGUUUAUGCUGCGAAAGCUAUGGCUUCAGGGUCGGUGGAGGUUUUUCGGAAGCUUUCGAAGGGUGGGAAGAGCAAUGUGGUGGAGAGUGUGGAGAGUGCUGAGAAGGUUGUUGGGGUUUCGGAUGUUGUGUCUCAUUUGUUGCCAUUUUUGAGCUCGUUGGAUCCGCCCUUGAUUUUUGAGGUGGGGAUUAAUAUGCUGUCUUUGGCUGAUGUGCCUGGUGGGAAACCGGAAUGGGCUUCAGCAUCCAUAAUUGCGAUUUUGACUCUUUGGGAUAGGCAGGAGUUUUCGUCUGCUAGGGAGAGUAUUGUUAGGGCUGUCGUCACAAACCUUCAUCUUCUUGAUCUACAUAUGCAGGUUCAAUUGUUUAAACGCCUCCUUGUUAUGGUGAGGAACUUGAGGGCUGAGUCAGACAGGAUGCAUGCUUUGGCUUGCAUUUGUCGUACAGCCCUUUGUGUUGAUCUUUUUGCUAAGGAAAGUGUUCGGAGAGGGCAAAAACCUCUUCCUGGGACAGAUAUUGCCUCUCUUUUUGAGGAUGUGAGAAUCAAGGAUGAUUUGAAUAGUGUAACAAGUAAAAGCCUGUUCAGAGAAGAACUGGUUGCUUCACUGGUAGAAAGUUGUUUCCAGUUAUCUUUGCCGCUGCCUGAACAAAAGACUUCUGGUACUGAGAGCAGAGUUAUUGGUGCUUUGGCUUACGGAACUGGUUAUGGUGCAUUAAACUGGACAGAACCAGCUCUGGAGGUUGUUGAAGUUUGUAAACCUUGUGUUAUUUGGGACUGUGAUGGGAGGACUUAUGCCAUAGACUGCUACCUAAAGUUGCUUGUGAGGCUUUGCCAUAUUUAUGAUACAAGGGGAGGUGUCAAAACGAUUAAAGAUGGGGCUUCUCAGGAUCAAAUUCUCAACGAGACAAGACUUCGGAAUUUACAACUACAACUGAUAAAAGAUCUUCGCGAGGUUCAUACACCAAGAAUAUGUGCACGCCUGAUAUGGGCUAUUGCUGAACACCUAGAUCUGGAAGGUCUGGAUCCUCUUCUAGCAGAUGACCCAGAGGAUCCAUUGAACAUUAUUGUUGCAAACAUACACAAAGUGUUGUUCAGCACCGAUUCAUCUGCAACAAGUUCAAACAGGCUUCAGGAUGUGCAAGCUGUACUACUAUGCGCUCAACGCGUCGGAUCACGAAACGCAAGAGCCGGCCAGCUUCUUAGUAAAGAACUUGAAGAUUUUCGUGGUAGUACCUCCGCUGAUUCUGUAAACAAGCAUCAAUGCCGUUAUAUUUUGCAGACAAUUAAGUAUGUCAUUAGUCACCCAGAUAACAGAUGGGCUGGCGUAAGUGAUACUACAGGAGACUACCCAUUCAGCCACCACAAGCUCACAGUUCAGUUUUUUGAAGCAUCUGCAGCACAGGAUAGAAAAUUGGAAGGAUUAGUUCACAAGGCCAUUCAAGAGCUUUGGAGGCCUGAUCCUAGUGAAUUAAACCUUCUCCUAACGCAAGGCACUGAUUCCACAUAUCUUAAAGUACCUCCCAAGGCAUUUACUCUCACUGGUAGUAGUGAUCCUUGUUAUGUUGAAGCAUAUCAUUUGGCAGAUUCAAUUGAUGGGAGAAUAACAAUGCAUUUAAAGAUUCUAAACUUGACUGAGUUAGAACUUAAUAGGGUGGAUAUCCGGGUUGGACUGACUGGAGCACUAUACUAUAUGGAUGGAUCUCCCCAAGCAGUUCGGCAAUUGCGACAUCUUGUCUCACAGGAUCCAGUCCUCAGCAGUGUAACUGUUGGAGUCUCACAUUUUGAGAGAUGUGCCCUUUGGGUUCAAGUGUUAUACUACCCGUUUUAUGGAAGUACUGCUGGAGAUUACGAAGGAGAUUAUGAAAGUGAAGAUCCUCAAAUCUUGCGACAGAAGAGAACCCUAAAGUCAGAGCUUGGAGAGCCAGUGAUCUUAAGGUGUCAACCUUAUAAGAUUCCACUGACUGACCUUCUCUUGCCUCAUAAAUGUUCGCCUGUUGAAUAUUUUCGACUGUGGCCAAGUCUACCAGCUAUCCUGGAGUACACUGGUACGUACACUUACGAAGGAAGUGGCUUUAAGGCUACCGCUGCACAACAAAGUGAGGCAUCCCCGUUUCUGAGUGGACUGAAAUCCCUUUCGUCGAAGCCUUUCCAUCCAGUUUGCUCACACAUAAUUCGUACAGUUGCAGGGUUUCAAUUAUGCUUCGCUGCUAAAACUUGGCACGGUGGCUUCUUGGGAAUGAUGGUCUUCGGCGCUAGUGAAGUAAGCAGAAAUGUGGACCUUGGAGAUGAAACCACCACCAUGAUGUGCAAAUUUGUUGUGCGCGCAUCUGACUCAUCAAUCAUAAAGGAAAUAGGGUCAGAUGUGCAAGGCUGGCUCGAUGACAUAACCGAUGGCGGAGUUGAAUACAUGCCUGAAGAUGAAGUGAAGUCUGCUGCUGCUGAAAGGCUGAAAAUUUCAAUGGAGAGAAUAGCUUUGCUUAAAGCAGCCAGGCCUAAACCUCAACCCCCAAAGAUAGAGGAAGAAGAAGAAAAUGAGGAAGAUAAGAAGAAAAAGGAGGAUGUUGAUGAAAAUGGAUUACCGAAAGGACCCUCCACGAUAUCGGCUCCUACUGCAGAAGAGGUAGAACACCGAGCUCUUCAGGCAGCCGUGAUUCAAGAGUGGCAUAUGUUGUGCAAGGAAAAAGCUGUUAAAGUUAACUAGUUUCGAGUUUUCUCGAUGUUUUUUGUUGAUGUACUUUUUGUAAUCUAUUCUUUUGUUGAUAAUGGGGUUUUUUUCCCAUACAGGUUUGAAAGUACUAGUUGUUUGUUGAGUUAUGAGAAUUUAGUGAUCAUUGUUUGAGAU